Messenger RNA from Postia placenta MAD-698-R-SB12, 840 nucleotides. RefSeq lists its product as hypothetical. The transcript has 2 exons. Bases 1 to 840 code for a protein of 279 amino acids. NCBI's taxonomy places the organism in Eukaryota, Fungi, Basidiomycota, Agaricomycetes, Polyporales, Adustoporiaceae. The record is from RefSeq and is a predicted model, not a curated record.
AUGCCUUCUCUCCGUCGAACCGUCUCGUCCCCACCCGCCCGACGUGGCCCUUACUCCUAUCCGUCCUCACUUUCACAAGGCACGCCCGGCAGUGCAACCCGCCCCGGCGCCCACAACCCCCGCAGAUCAUCUGGCUCGGACGUGAACAAUCGCCGCGUGCUCGCUGAUAUCGACUGGUGGAUCGUUCAAGACGGCCAACGCGACGAUCUUGACGCAUACGACCAACGCGACGCGCCUGACGCUGCAGAGCGUGAAGGCGAGCCUGCGCCCGCUGUGGCUGGUGUUGCUGCCCCCACGCCAUUAGUUGAACACGACCUAGACCAUGUUCAUCCUAUGUGGCAGCUAGGCCCUCAAGUUGGUAGUGGCGCAGGCACUGUGGAAAACAUAUCGCUCCCGGCGCCGUCCCUCAGCGACAUUGCGAGCGAGGUUGCAUAUGGAUUCGGAUCGCUUGAGGCUCUCUCCCCGAUCCCGCAAUUUGUAGACUUGUCGAUCACGCCAAGCACGCGUCACAUACACUCGCCCGACGCGUCGUUCUCCGACUCCUCGCUCCAGAGCACGCCCUCCUCCGCACACUUCGCCCUUCUACCAGUAUCUGCGCUCGCCUUUGACGACACGCGCUUUAUGGAUUUUGAGCCCUUCGCGCUCCCCGCGGGUCCUUCAGUCCGGCGAUCUGCAACCGGAAUGACGCGCUCUGCCAGCUACUCCUUCGUCGAAGACGAACUGUCGUACGCAGUCUCGCGGCGGCGUGAGGUAGAGCGCUUCGACGAUGUGCCGAGCACACCGUGCCUGUCACCAUUCUUUUCGCUCACACGUACCGACGUGGACGAUCUGUUCUAUUGA